Messenger RNA from Daktulosphaira vitifoliae (grape phylloxera), 2282 nucleotides. RefSeq lists its product as uncharacterized. Gene Ontology annotation, molecular function: DNA binding. The transcript has 3 exons. NCBI's taxonomy places the organism in Eukaryota, Metazoa, Arthropoda, Insecta, Hemiptera, Phylloxeridae. Bases 370 to 2196 code for a protein of 608 amino acids. The record is from RefSeq and is a predicted model, not a curated record.
CCUCUUCGUAUGCUAACCGUUGUUUGCAGUGUUAUUCCAUAUCCCUACCUUUAUUAUUCCUGCGUAUACACUAUUUACCGAUCGUAUCCACGAUUUAUAUUUGUUUGAACGUAUCUUAUCUCUAACAAAUGUUACUAGGUACAUAUAUGUACUAUGUGAAAUAACGUAUCGCGUACAUUUUCCAAGGUUAUCCACGUAUCAUACACAAUCCAGUCUAUUCCAAAUCAAAAGCGGACACAUAACUACACACGCUCUCAAAAAAUCAGUUAUAUUUUAUUGUUUAAUUUUUCUUUUGUCGAUUGAUUUCCAUUAGUUUUUGGUAUUAAUCUAAAACUUUAAAAGAUUGUGGUAACUAUAUAUUUUAAUAAAAUGAGCUCUUUAAUAAAAGAUUAUUUACUGACUGACCAAAAUUGUGUUAUAAAUGUCGGUGAUAUAUUUCGUCUAAACGACCGAGAAAUUAUUAAGAAGUUAGAUGCGUUACGUUUAAUUAAAAGUACUAUCCUUAUGGAAAACAUGAAAGUUAACCGUCCCGAACCAGUGAACAAUAGUGUAUAUAUUUUUAUUAUGGAAAAGAUAUAUUCAAAUCUUUUCGAUGGAAUUCUAUGGACUUCUAAUGGUACAAGAAAACUAUCACUUCAAAAUAACACUAAACUUAUGUGUAGAUACUACACAUCCAAUAAUUUAUGCAAAAAAAUGUACACACUGUUAAGCGAGAAACAUAAUGCAAGUUAUUCUUUGAUUCACUACACACUUAAACGCAGCCAGAUAAGUAUAAAUUUUAUCGAUGAUGUACAAGACCAAACAAAUUUUUUAAACAACUCAGUAAUAACAAUUAAAAAUGAGGAGUCUUUUUUAAAUGAAGAAUAUGACGAUAAAACAAAUCUAAAUUACUCAAUAAAAUCAGAAUCAUCGUCAGACGUUAAUGAAACAUGUAAAAUAACAAUUUUACCAGACGUUAAAAAACAGUACGAAAAUGAACUCAUGGAUUUAGAUAAGGAAACAAUUCCUGCAAAAUUACACUCAUUUUCAGUAAAAUCUUUUAAUUGGCAUAAAUAUCAUGAAUUAUUUUUGGAUCAAUUGGGAGGACACGUUUCAUAUACACCUCCCAUCAACCCUAAACCAGGCCAAAUUUAUGUGUAUAAUAAUGAAAAUAACCCCAAUGUAUGGAAAUUUGAUGAAUACAGUUGGUGUGAUCAGGGUCACUCCAAAUUUCCAAAAACAACCAAAAACCGUGAUUCUCUUUUAUACAGAAUAUUUUAUAAGUGUAGAAGUAACCCAUAUUUCAAACGCCAAGUAUGGUUUAAGUAUGACGCAAAAAAACGUAAAAAGUUAAACGGUCUCGUUAUAGUUCAUUAUAAUGGUUUUUUAAAUUAUGUUGAGAACAAAUAUUUGAAUAGACACAAAAUAAGUGAUACCAUUGAAAAUAUCCGAUUUAAUGAACGCAAUGGUGGCAGCAUGAUUGAAUAUAGUAGUUGUGACCAUGGAGAACUUCAGACGGAUAACUAUGCAGUUGAAUCAUUACCCACAAUUAGUACAAUAGAAUUAAAAUUUACUCUAGAGGAAGAGGAUGAGUUAAUCAAAGAAGUUCAUAAAAAUGAUCCAUUAAUUAACACAACCCAAGAUAUAACAUACAAAAAUGAACUAUCGGAAAAUAUCGAAAACACGAUUGGAAAAUCCGUGGACGAUUGCCAAAAAAUAUGUGAAAAUAUAAAAAGUUCACAUAUUUGCAACAAAAGAAAACUUAGUAUAGGGUCAACUAGUCCAAAAAAAAAAAAAUUGGAAUGUAUGUCAUUUUUGAAAAAAAUUACACUGAACUCUGCAUCUAAUGAGGAAGAAAACACUAAGAAAGUAGAAGAAACUGAAUUUGAUACUCUAAUAUGUUCCAUUUCUAAAUCAAACGUUUCUCCUCAGUUUAAUGAAAAUCACCUGAGUAAUUUGGUCGAUAAGCAUAAAUUGAAUAUAUUAGAUAAGCUUUCAGUAGCUUCAGCCAAUAGAUCAAAAGAAAAUAUCAAAAUGGAGCAAAAUCAAAUAGUUUUAAAUCAUCAAAGACACGAGGAUGAUGAUGUGGAUCUCUUUUUUAAAAGUUUAGCUUUAACCGUGAAAAAGUUACCAAAAAAAGCCAUUAAAGAAGCUAAGAUUAAGUUGUUAAUUAUGGUUAAUGAACUUGAAGAUGAAUAUACCUCUCAAGCAAAAUGAAAAUCUAUUUUGUAAUGAUUAUAUUAAUAUGUAUAUUAUGAAAAGCUAAAGUGAAACUUUGAAAUUAAAGUGUGAUUUAUAUCUAA